Danio aesculapii is the source of this 5772-nucleotide messenger RNA. It is a transcript of the gene foxo3b, whose product is annotated as forkhead box O3b. Bases 713 to 2671 code for a protein of 652 amino acids. Gene Ontology annotation, molecular function: RNA polymerase II cis-regulatory region sequence-specific DNA binding; DNA-binding transcription factor activity, RNA polymerase II-specific. The transcript is spliced from 4 exons. Lineage: Eukaryota; Metazoa; Chordata; Actinopteri; Cypriniformes; Danionidae. Gene Ontology annotation, cellular component: nucleus; mitochondrial matrix. Gene Ontology annotation, biological process: regulation of transcription by RNA polymerase II. The record is from RefSeq and is a predicted model, not a curated record.
CUCCUCCAGUCACUCAGUCCUAAGUUGAGCUCGCUUGAGCGCUGACAGACGAUUAGACCAGAAAGUCCUCUUGUGCCUAUAGGUAGAUAGAUAGGUGGAGAAGCUUUCUGGAGGGGAAUUUUUUCCUCAGUGUACCGUCCGUGACAUCGGCAUCGGCGCGCGCACUAACUAGCAGCCACUGACAAUGCGCGACAGAUGCGUCUAUACAUUUAACUGUUAAAGAGAUUUCGGAAAGCGAACCCGAGACAUUGGGUUAUACAGGGGAUUAAAACAAAAAUGAUCACUGCAGUCAACGAGCACGCGUAGCUCUGACCUGGUUAUAGUAGUUGUCUUGAUCUGAUUGUAGCUGUAUAGCUCGUUGAAUGCGCUGCGGCUCUGACAGGUCAGUUCUUUUGUCACUACAGUGAGUUACUGCUGGUGAUGCUUGUGUGCAGUGACGUUGUGGCGCUUUGUCCGAGGUGCGCUGGAGAGAUAUAGUUGAAUUACAUCAGUGCACCAAGUGACUGGAGUGCGACACAGAGAGGAGAAACGGCGCUGGAUGAAUGGGAGGAGAAGUGUUAAUUCUCAAUAAGAUUUGCACUAGUUGCUUAAGAAGCGUUAAGCAUCAUUUAGAGUAGAGGUGCAUUCAUGGAAUGCGAAUGUGACCGCAUCCCACUGCCUAUCUAACUUUGACCAAGACAGUAAAGAGGAGUGACAGAAGAGACUUGUAGGAAUGAUGGCAGAGACAACCCUGGAUCCACUGUCCUCCCUGGACAUUGCCAUUGAUCCAGAUUUUGAGCCACAGAAACGGCCGAGAUCAUGCACUUGGCCUCUGCCCGAGUCCAGCAUGGCUAAGCCUGCAUCCAAUGACACUGAUAUAAUCCCAGAGGAAGAGGAUGAUGAGGAUGACAGCGCGAUGACAAUCAAUGCCAAUGGCAUGGGUGAAGGAGAGGACAACGGCAGCCCAAGCCUGGCCGAAGAACUGAUUUCUAUUACCGGCCAGGAGAACACAGGGUCUCCACUCUCUUCUCAGGCAGCUUCGGCAACCACAGCGAGUCCAGAGGUGGCCAGUCAACAGCAAACUCCCAGGAAGUCAUCUUCAAGGAGGAAUGCAUGGGGCAACCUGUCCUACGCAGACCUGAUCACCAAAGCCAUAGAGAGCACCCCUGACAAGAGACUCACACUGUCCCAGAUCUACGACUGGAUGGUCAGCAGUGUCCCGUACUUCAAAGACAAAGGCGACAGCAACAGUUCAGCUGGUUGGAAGAACUCCAUCCGGCAUAAUCUGUCCCUGCAUAGCCGUUUUAUCCGUGUACAGAAUGAAGGAACUGGAAAAAGCUCAUGGUGGAUGAUCAAUCCUGAAGGGGGGCGGGGAGGUAAAGCGCCAAGGCGACGUGCAGUCUCCAUGGACAAUGGUAACAAAUACACCAAGACUGCACGUGGGCGAGCGGCCAAGAAAAAGGCAGCGCUGCAGGCUGCCCAGGAGGGUUCACUGGAGAACAUAUCUGCUGGUGGCCUGGCCAAGUGGCCAGGAAGCCCCACUUCCCGGAGCAGUGAUGAACAGGAAUCCUCCUGGACUAACUUCCGUUCUCGAACCAACUCCAAUGCUAGCACCGUGAGUGGACGCCUGUCACCUAUCCUGGCCAAUCCAGAGCUUGAUGAUGUCCCAGACGGGCCACCCCUGUCUCCAAUUCUUUACUCCAGCCCCAGCAGUCUCUCUCCCCCAUCGUCAACCUCAUCAAACUCCAAAACGUGCCCGGGUGAACUUCCAGUACUUGCUGACCUGACUGGCACAAUGAAUCUUAAUGAGGCGGACAACCUAAUGGUCGAUUUGUUAGACAACAUCGCCACACAAGUGCAGGUAGUUCAAGGAUCUCCUGCUUUCAGUUUUGGCUCUAAGAGCACAGGGUCACCCCCAAGCACCUCUACAUCUCAAACUGUGAGCAACAACACCGGAGGAUUCAGCAACCCCAUUUUUGGCCCUUCACCAGGAAGCCUUCGUCAGACACCCAUGCAGACCAUCCAGGAAAACAAGCAAACAUCGUUCUCCAGCAUUUCUUGUUUUGAGACCUCACUUCAGGACCUGCUAAAUUCUGAUUCGCUGGUCUCGCACAGUCAUAGUGAUGUAAUGAUGACACAGUCGGACCCACUCAUAUCACAGGCCAGUGCUGCAGUCACCUCUCAAAACUACCGUCUACGCAAUAACCCCAUGCUUCGUAAUGAUCCCAUGAUGUCAUCAUUCAGUUCUGUGCUCAAUGGCCGAAAUGGACACCUCCAGAACAAGCAACACCAUCAUGGGUCCAACGGCCAGGGUUCUUUGCGUUCCCUCUCCAACAACAGGGCGCAAAGUCUAGUUAACGAUGCUAAUAAUCUAGUCUCAGCAAAGCAGCUCCUCCAGCCACAGCCCACCAUGCUGAUGACCGAGACGCCGCUUUACUCUGGCCUGAAUGGAAGUAAUGGGGUUGGAAUCUGUCACCCAUCAGGAACAGAUCGAUUUCCCUCAGACCUGGACCUUGACAUCUUUAACGGCAGUCUAGACUGUGAUGUGGAUUCCAUAAUCCGCUCAGAACUAAUGGACUCCGAUGGACUGGAUUUUAACUUUGACGCAUUGGUGCAAAAUGCUGUUAGUCUGAAUCCUGUGGGAAACUUCACUGGAACAAAGCAGUCCAAUCAUAGUUGGGUGCCAGGCUGAUGGCAGUUGCUCAGGCUCAGCUCAUCAAAGAAAACAACAAAUAACCGAAUAACAACUACAAAAAAAUCCUGCACAAAAAAAACAAACAUCCAACAGACUUGAAGUAUCCAUUGCCAAGUUUGCUGUCUGCGGCAAGCACUGGAUGAUAUGCCUGUUUACAGGUCCAUCUGACUACAACAUCCCUGAUGAUGUUUACCUUCAGUUCAGCAGACCUAGACUAUAACGAAAGACUGCCCAGUGGAAGAAACACUCAAACUAACAGUGAACUCAGAUUAUUAAUGCCGCAUUAUGCAAUGUUUGAAAUGAUCCCUUUGUUAGAGGUGAAGUAAUCUGAAAAUAUCGUUUAAAGAGGCCUGUUGUAGCUUUUCUGUCAUAAACAUAGUUUCCAUGGCUGGGGUCUCUCUCUCUGUUUUCCCUAACUUUAUUUGUUAAAUGAUCGGCUACUUAUGUCACUCUCUAAGCACUAACUGUGUAGUCACUGAUCAACAUAAGAAGCGAAGAGUUAACCUGGAAAAUUUCAGAGCUCAGGUGGAGUAAUGUAGCUUGACACAGUGCACUUCAUUCAAUGCUUUCAUGUUUAAUUCACUGUUACCAUAAAGUAGUUCCCAAUCUGAAAUAUAGUUGCCUCAUAAUAAUACUGAAGUAAUGCAUUUUUUGUGAUUGAAUAUAAUCAUAUAAGGAGUAAUUAAUUUGUGUGUACUGUCUGUAACUGUACAAAAAAAAGUGGUAAAAUUGAAAGCUUAUAGCAGGUGGAGGCGUCUUAUUUAGCCAGCAAAGCUAUGUUUGGACUUCUCACAUUUAAAUGUAGCCAAAUGUAAUGAAUAAAUAAAUAUUAACUUGCAUCGUGGACAUUUCCAUGCCAUACCAGGUGCUAAAUGAUCAGUGUUGAGCCCUGUCCUUUAUAAAGGCCAUUUGUGUUUCCCUGGCCACGAGGACUAGCAUAAUCGAUUAGCAUUAGCGAUUAGCAUCAUGGCAGCAUUCAAUGGUGGAUGAGCCUUUCCUCUGGAAGCCAUCUUUACUGAGCAAAAACAAUAAGCUAUCUUUUGUAUAUUUGCCAAAUUACUUGAAAACGUAUAGUAGAUGCUGGCAGCCAAAAUCACAAACACACACGGUGAAAUCUGGGGACAUUUGGGUCUCCGUAUGCAAAAUGCAUCACUAUUGCUCAGGGGAGAGUGGGGUCUCCAUUUAAAAACAUCAGGGCCUCAUCUUGAAUUAACUGCAACCUGGCUGUACGCGUUUUCAGAAAUGUUUUAUGAACAUUCGUACAUGAACAACAGUCUUCUGAAGUAAGGAGAUAAAGCAACAGGAAUCAUUCCUGUGUCGUUAUCAGUUUAUUGAUGUCUUCAAGGGGGUUGUCACUUUAUUAAACUUCUUUCUGUUUGUUCCAUUGUGCUCAACUGUUACCACAAAAUAUGUACAAAUCCUGAUGUUUUGUGUUUCCGUCUCUCAGAGAGGGCUACCCUUCACUGCAUACAAUACGUCCAUCUUUGUACGCAUGCAUGUAAAUGUACAUAUGCAUCAUGUGCAAUGCAUAUAUAUGUAUACAUCCAGCUAUACUUAUGAAAUGUGGUGAUAAUACAAAUGUAUCUCUUAAAGUCCAUGCAUUAAACAAAAUAGUUGAAUUGUUACAUGGGGAGUUGGACAUGGUUUAUAGCAGAAGUGUCAAAAUCAAUGUUUACCGUACUUUUAGUCUGCUCUAAUAGCUAAUAAUGUGCUAAAAGAAGAGUCUGUCAAGCCCCAGUUUGCUGCAGAUUUGGUAAUUAGUAGGGAUGUCCUGAUCAGUUUUUUUCUCCUCGAGUCUGAGUCAUUUGAUGUUAACUAUAUAUCGAUACCGAAACCCGAUACUUAUAUAAUACAUAAAAAAAGAAUAAAGAAGAGCAAGAAACAGAUCCAGGAUGUUCCUUAUUUUUAAUUUAACUCACAUUUUUUAACAACUCUGUUAACAAACAGAGCACUUCUGUGAGGUAGCUUGAACAAUCAAGUAAUAAAUAAAAUAAAUUCUUCACUUUUGGAUUUAAUCCAACAGUAAAUAUAAAAAAAACCUAAUAUAAAAACAAACAGCACCUCGACUUAAAAGAACCGGCAGACAAUCCCAAGUUUACAUAUCUCACAGUUUGCUAUGGCAAUGUUGUCGUCAUCAACUUUAUAAUACCUUCAGACCGCAGAUCUACUUACGCUUUCGCUUCAAGCUGCUUCUGUGUUCUACUUUGCCGGCGUUUAACCAGUAGCGUCUCUGCAUUAAAGUAAUGUCAUGUCGCACGCGUUUCUGUAUGGAGUCAAGAAAGAGGUCUAACUCUGUGCCACCGCUUAACUAUAAAUGUGUAAAAAAAAUAAUGAGAAUAUAUACAUAUACAUAUGCAUAUAUCCGAGUCCUGAUCGAGAGGUAAUGUCCGAUUUUGAUCGAGUCUGAAACCUCAUGAUCGGGCCCGAUUCUAAUCACGUGAUCGGAUCUGGACAUCCCUAGUAAUUAGGGAUUAUUAUGUCACAAGAAAACAAAAGUAAUAAUUAAGAUGAUGAAAUGACAUAAAUAUAAGUGUUUAUUUAUGAAACAAUGCUAAUAUUUUAGCAUAAUUGUUACAGUGCAUUUGACACACCUGCUUUACACCAUUAAUUCACACCCACACCAUGGUUCUGCCUUCACCAUAUUCAUCUUUCAAACUCAUUCACAUUGUAACUGAUGAUAUCCGGUAUAAAAUGAAUUGAAAAAUCACCUGUAUAAGACUUAAACCUUCACCUACUGUCUCAAAAACUGCCUUGCAUGUAUUUUUACACCCCUUCUCCUAGAAAAUCUUUUUUAUUUUUACAGAAGAUUCACACAGGUAAUCAUCUUCCCAAUCACUAGCUGAGCAUUCUCAAACAUUACAGGUUUCAGUGUGAUAAUCUACAAAUACCACUAUUUUCAACAUUUUACCACCCUGAUCGUAGCCUUCCUCCCUCACCUCCUUCUGCUUAUUACCUUUGCUCUUUUACCUCUUAUCUUAUAGUCAUACAACUUCGAUACUAGAUGUUUGUGAGUAUUUUUCCUGUGUACUCCAUUUUGAAUUGUAAUCUAGUUUGUAUAAGAAAUGGUGCGCAUGUAAAUAAAGCUUGGUUGAGCUACA